AUGAGACUGGUAACACAGGUGCAGUGCCCGCCGCCAGAAGCUCCGAGACACGGGAAGGCUGUGUACACAUCUUGCGCAUAUAAUUCAGUUGUGUCGUAUGAAUGCAAGUACGGUUACCGCCUUGUUGGAGACGCCACACGACGCUGGGGUGCUGAUAAGAAGUGGUCAGGGACCCAGCCUAUUUGCAAGGAGAUAAAUUGUGGCCAUCCGGGACAGCUCUGGAAUGGUUGGCUGGAGAACAUAUCCUCAGGAACUGGAUUAGGAGCUUCGAUAAUCUUCAGGUGUCAAGAUGGAAUGAGGAUGGAAGGAAAUGGGUCCGCUAUCUGUCAGAGUGACGGGACUUGGAGUCAUCCGUUACCAAUGUGCUUAGCUCCGUGCGUUGUGCCGCACGUGUCCCAAGGCAGGGUUGUACUGAUGGAGAACAAGACCCAGGACAACGAGACACAGGAACACACACAGAUCGUUGGCAGCUCCACUAUGGUGCAACAUGGUGAAAUUAUUGUAGUGGAAUGCGAAAAGGACUAUGAAUUUCCAUCAACCAGCGCUGCAAUCACCUGUAACAAUGGAACCUGGACCCAAAUCCCGCGCUGUCAGCCCGCAAGGUGUAAAAAAAUGCCAAAAUACCCAAGAAAUGGCAUGGUGAUCGCACCCAAAACUGAACACGGCAUGAAGGCGCGGUUCCGAUGUAAGGACGGCUAUGAACUGAAGGGAAACCCUAUUGUAGUUUGCUCUUUUGGAACUUGGAGUGGAGAAACUCCAAAAUGUGAAGAAUUGUUCUGCCCAUUUCCCGGCUACAUAGAAAAUGGGAAAGUACUCCUUGUCGGCAAUAUGGGCCUCUACGACUACCGUCCAUAUGUCAAAAAGGUUGUAAAUAACAAGCAGAUAAUGUAUGAAUGUGAGAAAGGCUACGUAUUGUCAGAAGGAGCCCCUGGUGCCACCUGUGUGGGAGGACACUGGAGCCCUAGAGAACUGCCGAAAUGUACGCUGUACAAACAUCCACGUAUAAGAUGGAGUAGAAGGCGUAGAUCCAUCCCUGACGCAGAAGUUCGACAUAGACGCUCUGCAUAUCUACGGCAAUAUUACAACAGUCUUCGCCGGCAAGUCGUAGACUCGACCAAAGAUAAUGUGGAUCAGUUGUAUGACAAAUACAAUCACAAUACCGAAAAACCAACGCUGCGUCAUGCAAAUUUUAAAAUGAUGAAGAAAUUCGAUAUCGAUUUUGAUGGAGAUACAUUCGAACCGGAGACUCCAGACGAGGGAAAUAUACCCACGGCUGUAUAUACAAUUUUUAAUAUACACGGAGAACCUGUAGCACACAAAUUUUAUUCCUACCAACCAGUUUAUGAGCCUGAAGAAGGUGAAUUGAUACAUCACGAUGACGAGGAAUAUGAUUCUGAAGAGGGUGAAGAUGAUUCACAAAUGACUAUUCUUAAAGGGGGAACCUUUUCUGAAUUAGAUCCAGACCACGGUAACUCUGACAACAUCAAUAAACUAAAACAUCAGUACUUUGAAAGAUAUGUGGACAAGCGGUGGAAAAGGUUUUCAGGUGUUAAGCUGGAAGAAAUACAAAAUAAUACAAGGUCAAUAGAAGCCACUCAAGUAACGGCUACAGAACCUGAUUUCAAAAGUAGGAAAAAACGAAACAUUAAUUAUGAAGAGUAUGACAGAGAUGUAUCUAUAGCAAAACCAACUCAAUUUUCUGAAUUACUUACCAUAAAUGAAGACCACUUAAAAGUAAUACCACUGCAGCCCAAACUAAAUUUAUUAAAAUAUGAAGAGAAUGAAAGUGUUUUAAUACCUGUAAAGUAUAAUGGUACUAAUUCAACAGAAUUUCCUACAAGGUCUGAAAAAAGAGAAAAGAGAACUAGCAGAAAAACUGACAGAUUGAAUCAAACAACUGCAUCUGUACCUAAAACUGGUCGUGAGAGCAAGAGUGGCAAAAAUAGGCAAGCACAAACAGAUAAGCAAACAGCUGAAGAGUCAGAUAUAAGUGUAGAUGUAAAAGAUAUUUCCGAGUUUGAUAAUAAGACGUUGACUGAAAAAGGUAAAAAAGGCCGUCCAAAAAGUCCCUGUGAACCUAUAGAGAGCGAGCCAUAUGUAAAUAUUGAAGUAGUUAAAUUUGGCCGAGAUCCCAAUAACACCUUUAGUUCUGGAACAAUAGUCAGAGUAGCAUGCGGCAAAGGGUACGGAUUGAACUUGGAAAUAAAUGCAACAGCUAAAUGUGUUCGGGGACGAUGGAAACCAGAAAAACCAAAAUGCGAAGUCCAGUCCUGCCAUGUCCCGGUAAUAGAAUAUGGAAUAUACACAAUGUCGCCCAAUGGAAAUUUGGGAAGUCUGAUCUCUGGGCCGAGUAGAGAUGAGGAGCAAGAGUUGAAUGAAACGAUUCCUGUACCUAAUGGCCAAAUUGUGCAUUUCUCCUGUGAAUAUGGGUACAAAGUACAAGGUCCCACAAAUUUGAGGUGUUGGCUAGGAGAAUGGGCAGUUACCAGUAUGCCUGAGUGUGUUCCAGCUCCUUGCGAACUUCCACAACUGACAGGAGCGACGUAUGAGGCAGGCUACCGCUCUGGUCUAACUGUAGCUCAUGCAUCUUCUGUCAACGUCGCCUGCGACCUUGAUCGCUCCCCCCCAGCAACGCUCAACUGUCACCUCGGACGUCUCCAGCCGACUGUACAAGAUUUCUGCAAGCCAUUAGUAAAUACGACACCGACUUGGAUCAAACGCAAGUACCAGAGCGGGUCUGACAUUGUGAGGGAAGAUGUCUCCGAACUGGAGGCAGAUAUUCAAGAAGGUGCUCUCCCCUGCGCUCCACCUAAAAGGAUGUUAGGAACGUUGAUAUAUCGCGAAGGUGCUGAGGUGAAUGAGACUUACGAUAUAUCUGAUACGUUUCCACAUGGCGUGAAGAUCACUUUCAGCUGCAUAGCGUCAGUUAUGGGAGAGAAGACGACGUGGAAGAUUAUAUGUGAGAAUGGCAAUUGGGUUGGAAAGAGUUUUAACUGUGAGGAAUUGGACGCCCAAAGUGAAGAACUACGAAACAACAACACUUGUACGUUCCGCAACGAAGAACCGAACGUCGUCUCCUUCUACAAUGACUUGGAGAUUACAGAAACCGUUGAGUUCUCCCCGGGUGCUGUUAUUGUAUCGAGAUGCAGCGACGUAGGCAAAUAUGCCAUGACUGGAUCGCAGACGAGACGAUGCAUUGGAGGAAUUUGGGAUGGAGUCAAGCCGACGUGUUUCGGUCUCAAUCAAGAGAAUGAUUAUGCCAUGGAGAAACCACCAACGAUUUUGUUCCGACAUUCCCAAGGUCCUAUAGCUCAGACCAACGACGGAAAAUUGCUGGUCUACCCUGGCACAGUACUGCACAUGGAAUGCCUUUGGAUGAGAAGGUUCGGAAACCCUAAGUGGAACGUCACCCAUACUUAUCCCGAAUCUGAGCGCACGUACGCAGAAGGCUGGACAACGGAUCCUGGUCGUGACAGCCAGCUGGAGUACCGGCUCAGCAUCAUGGAUGCCGUGAGGGAGGACUCCGGGGUGUACCGCUGCGAGACCCCGGCCAGGCAGAGCCAUCAAGUGGAGAUUAUUGUGGAGGACGUCCACUGUCCUCCGUUGCCAAUCCGUCGUGGCCUUGUACCCAGCAGCCUGGAGACGAGGCUGGGCAGCGAGAUAACGUUCUCUUGUGCCAACGGUAACGCGCUCCUUGGAUCCUCGACGCUGGUUUGCAGAGCUAGCGGCAACUGGAGUGCUCCACUACCCGUCUGUGAAAGUGUUGAAUGUGGUGACGUCGUCCACGACACCCCGCUGCAAGACGGCGAGCGACGUCCCAGGGUAGCCGUGGUUUCCCGAGGAGUUGGCGGUCGGGCCGCCUUCUCCUGCACACCCGGUUGGGCGCUCAGUGGACCCACGGAAACGGUCUGCCUACCAGCUGCUGACUGGGCGAAACCGUUCCCAGUUUGUCGAGAGGUAUCCUGCCCAGCUUUGCCCCCUCCAGCAUCAGGGUACGUGCUGGGUCGCGCACCUUAUCGUGCUGGUGACGUCUUGCAGUUCCACUGCAACCCUGAACACACGUUGCACGGAAGACCUAUCCUAGUCUGCCAGGACAGCGGCAGAUGGAGCGAUAAGCCACCCACUUGUGCUCAAGCCUGCACGUAUCCUGGCACCACGAUAUCGGGUCGCAUGUCCUCGGUGAAGUUCUACUACAAGAUUGGAGAGUCCGUCUCUUUCACUUGUGAGCCAGGCUACAAGAUCAAAGGAGCGCCCAUGUUGAGGUGCCUGAAAAACAGAAAAUGGUCAAACGCAAUACCACUAUGUACACCAAUAUCCAACUACACAUCGGCGGAUUCGAUCGCAAUGUUGAACGGUGACAUCGACGCCAUGUUGUCAGACGGCGCCAUCUUGCCAACGGAGUUGUCAAAAUUAGAAACGCCGGCCAUUUUGACACCGGAGAGUUAUAAUGCCGCUAUGACGCGAGUGGCAGCUACCAGACUUCUACGUAGAGGUUCGAUAGAAUCAUACAAAAAUAGAAUUUAUAGGGUAAAUAGAAUAUUAAGGCGGGAUACGGGAAGAUAAUUACUAUUUGUAAGUUAGGGAGAUUAAUGCAUUUGAUAUUUGUAGGAUGAAACAGUUCUUACUGUAAAAACCACAGAAAUGUAAAAAAUAUCCGCUGGAUAUAUCUAUGGACCUAUAAAAAUUACAUCACAUCAUCGAUAUAGUCACCAACACAAGCAUAAUUGUUAAUUUUAAUGUAUGAACUAACUACAAAGAUUUUACACUUUUCAAGGUUUUGACGUGCUAAAUUUAACUUGAGAAUAAACGUACAAAGUACUAUUUAUAAAUUUUAGUUUGUAAAUUAAAGGCAUAACAAAGAAUUAUUCAAUUUAACAAUGUAAAAAAAACACAACAACUCAACAAUCAAUAAGAAUAACUCCUUCAAUAACUUCAAAACUAAUAAAUGUUUGCAAUUGCACUUGUGUUAGCGACAGUACUAAAGGAUGUGCGCGGGGCGAGUUGCAACGUGGGGAGGGGAGAUCGUGUCCACAUAUUUCCGACGGGUUAUAACCUAGUUUAAAAUAGCAUUUUGCAGCUUAGAAAAGUAUUAAACGCGAACGAUACUUACAGACAAUUACUGGAUCUAACUAGGUAGUCAUUUUAUAAUCUAUUUUAGUCUUUAACACUAAUUAAUAUUGAAAUUUAUAAAAAAAAACUUAGUGAAACAUAUCGUAUAUAAUCAAAUAAUUUUAGAAUUAAUAUAAGUGCUAAUUACAUAAUCAGUAUGUAAUUAUUAAUGUACUCCUUUGAUUGUA
Leptidea sinapis is the source of this 5297-nucleotide messenger RNA. RefSeq lists its product as uncharacterized. The record is from RefSeq and is a predicted model, not a curated record. The coding region runs from base 1 to 4563 and encodes 1520 amino acids. NCBI's taxonomy places the organism in Eukaryota, Metazoa, Arthropoda, Insecta, Lepidoptera, Pieridae. The transcript is spliced from 25 exons.